CACGCCUGUCAGUCGGUCGAAAACUGAGCCCGAGCCCGAAGCUGCCACCUCGGAUGUCCUCGACCGCUUGCUUCCGCAUUCCCACGGCGGCUCGCGUCCAUGCGCUCGGGAGAAAAACCGGUCGGUCCGGCUCAUCUGGAGCGCGCUGCCGCUGGGCCGGAACAAUGCUUCAUCCCGGCCGGCCGCGCAGGAGAGCAGCAGGGCGCGCGGGGCGGCUGCUUCUGUGCUGCUUCGCUUCUGCUGGGCUGCGGGGGCUCGCGUUCAACGCUUGAAGGACGCUUGUGAGAUCCGGAGGUCAUGGAGGGCUGCUGCCGCUCCUGCAUGCCCUGUUUGAAGCGCCUUUGGGACUACAUCUGGCCCGACUUCCGCUACCCGAACCAUGUGAUCGCCAACCCGGCGGCCGCGCAUGAAGCCGAGAUCAGGACGGUGUCGGGCGACAUCCGCGUGCCGUCGGGCGACAUCCGCGUGCCGUCGGGCGACAUCCGCGUGCCGUCGCCCAAGAAGAGGCCGGUCCAACUGUACGCGGCGCUCUUCGACUUCGAGGCCCGCAGCGAUGACGAGCUGACGGUCCGGGAGGGCGAGAAGCUUUCUGUGCUGGAGCAGCGGGGUCACUACGUACUGGCCAAAAAGGUCACCGGCUCGCUGGAGUCUGGACUCAUCCCUGCCAACUAUGUGGCCGUCCUCCAGGACGAGUUCGCCAAACACAAGUGGUACUACGGCAACAUCAACCGGACCAAAGCCGAGAAGCUGCUGCUGGCCCCCCAAAACAAAGAUGGCUGCUUCCUGGUACGCAUCAGUGAGAGUCACAGUGAUGAGUACACCCUCUCAGCUCGAAGCGACGGGAAGGUGAUCCACUUUCGUGUGCAGCGUUCCUCCAUCGGCGCUUAUUUCGUGUCAGACAAGGUCUCCUUCGGGACGCUGGGCGAGCUGGUCUCGUACUACCAGAAGAACCCUCGCAGUUUGGGCGUGCUGCUGACGGAACCUUGUGUUCAGCAGCGGGAGCUUUACGACAUGGAGCCUUGGGAGCGGCCUCGGGAGGAGUUCAAGCUGCACCGCAAGUUGGGCGAAGGCCACUUUGGAGAAGUGUGGGAGGCUCUGUGGACCACCGAGAAUAAGCGAGUAGCCAUUAAGAUGCUCAAACAAGAGGACACCAAACAGGAUGAGUUUGUGAAGGAGGUGCAAGCGCUGAAGAGCCUCCACCAUCCCAAGCUGAUCCAGUUGCUGGCCAUGUGCUCCCGAGGAGAACCCGUCUAUAUCGUGACCGAGCUGAUGAGCAAAGGAAGCCUCAAAUCUUACCUGGCCUCUGCAGAAGGCCAGGUGCUGACCUCAGCUCACCUCAUCUACAUGGGCAGUCAGGUGGCCGAGGGCAUGGCCUACCUGGAAGACAGGAACAUCGUCCACAGAGACUUGGCGGCGAGAAACAUCCUGGUGGGAGAGGAUCUGGUCUGCAAGGUGGCAGACUUUGGACUGGCGCGUAUUAUCAAGGACAGCGUGUACACGGCUAGCCGGACCACCAAGAUACCCGUGCGGUGGACGGCACCAGAGGCCGCCAUUCAUCAAAAGUUCUCCGUCAAGUCCGACGUGUGGUCCUUUGGCGUUCUGCUCUACGAGAUGAUGUCACGUGGGAAAAUGCCCUACGAAGGCAAAAGCAACAAGCAGGUGUUGGAACUGCUGUCAUCAGGGGCUCGCCUGGCGUGUCCCAGCAGAUGUCCUCACAACAUCCACCGCAUCAUGAUGGACUGCUGGGCGGCCGAGCCGUCCAAGAGGCCUUCCUUCCAUGCUUUGCAUAGCCAGCUGGACUCCAUUUACGCUCGGAUCUACUUCAAGACCAUUGAGGUGUGACCACGUGACUGGCGGUGAGGAGGAGGACAACUUUGUUCCCACAGACGCUGAAAGAAAUUUUCAUCUGAAGACCACCAAUGAUGAAUACAGGCCACAAAGAGGCGCUACGUGCAAUAAUGAUGUGCUGGUUAGCCACAUUGCUGCCUGACAGAAGCCAAUAUUUUUGUCCAAUCUUCAAUCACCUUUCUAAAGGAAGAUGGAACGUUUCUGAUUUCUCAAUGGAGGCAGAAUUCCCUUUUGGUCAUUAGCUUUAGCAUGAUCAUUUCUUCAGAACAAAAAUGGAAACCUGAAAGUGUUCAGGCUUGCAUAGUUGUUAAAGCACUGCACAUUGACGAUGGGUGGGCAAAUUUGGGCUCAGGGCUUUUUUUGAUAAAGAGUAUUUUAAAAUUCGUAAGAAUGAGUUACCCUUUUUUCCCUCCUCCUAAAUUUGAAUUGGAUUUAUUUUUUUAUGGAAUCGAAUAAUUGGUUAUUUGAUUUAUUAAGAAAGUAUUGCAAAAAUGGCUCCAUUUACCAAGAACCUUACAAGUAAUUAUGUUUGCAGUUGCCUAUAUUAGUAGUUUGAGCUGUAAAGAAUGAUCAUUUCUGGUCAACAAAUGUUUACUACAUUUUUUUAAUCAGAGAUGCAAGUAAACUUUUAGAGAUACAUUUUUUACACUGAUUCCGAAUCGGCCCUACUUUGUUCUCUUUUUUACUGUGAUGUCAUAGCUACAAAUGACAAGUAACGAUUAAAUUCGUAUUGCGUAAGCUUUUCUAGGUCAAACAUAAAAAUGAAAAUAUUGCCAAACCUUAAUAUGCUAGAAAGUAAUUGACUUUUUUUGAUUUGAAUUUGUGUCAAAAAUACUUUUCAGGACUCAUUAAGCAUCUGUAAUUUAAAAUAUGCUGUAGACCAGCGUUGUGAUCUAAAACAUUUAAAAUUAAAUUUCAAACCCUUCUUAAAAAAUCAAUAACUUGCCCAUUAUUUGAUUCUGCUUUUUAACAGCCACUCAGCAGAGCAAAACGGGAAAGACUUUCCAACAGUUAACAUUCUUACUUGACACUAAUGACUACUUUUGAGGUCACGCAAAAAAUGUUAAUAGGUGAAUUCCUCCAUGGCGAAUUCAACAUGGAAAAUGUUGUUAUUCAAUUAUACGUUUAAAUUCGCUGUAGAUUACAAUGUAUUAAUAAAUAAUAUAUUAAAAUAAGAAAAUUUUAUUUUAUUUGUAUAAUUCAGGUUUUACAUGUUUUACUUUUUAAUGACAUUUUUAAAUCUAUCCUCGUCUGAUGACCCGACCCAUUCGUCUUUUUAUUUUUUUAUUUAUUAAAUAAAAGUGAGCACAAAGGUUUGCCCACCCCUUGGCUGUUUUGCACAUUCCACCACUCGGCUAGUGUGUUACUUUUGUGUAUUUCUUUAAGUCAGUCUUCCAGAUGCGUCCAGAGGGGGCGCCAUGUUUACACAGUCGUCGUCGCCACGAUCACUGCGCUUUUGACACGGUUGCUUGCUUGCAUGCCAUGCAAUGAGACACAACAAUGCAACUUUGACAUUUACAAUCUCGAGCCAUACAAAAAAUAGGUAGAGAGUGACAAGUUACUUAUGAGUCACAAACAAUAAAAUCUUUCCACUCUAA
Molecule: messenger RNA, 3446 nt
Organism: Syngnathus acus (greater pipefish)
Lineage: Eukaryota; Metazoa; Chordata; Actinopteri; Syngnathiformes; Syngnathidae
Product: tyrosine-protein kinase Srms
Exons: 8
Coding region: 298-1842 (514 amino acids)
Biological process (GO): innate immune response; cell differentiation; protein phosphorylation
Cellular component (GO): extrinsic component of cytoplasmic side of plasma membrane
Molecular function (GO): signaling receptor binding; ATP binding; non-membrane spanning protein tyrosine kinase activity
Source: RefSeq, a predicted model, not a curated record